Symbiodinium necroappetens is the source of this 3007-nucleotide messenger RNA. Lineage: Eukaryota; Dinophyceae; Suessiales; Symbiodiniaceae. The record is from the annotation of a GenBank genome assembly.
GUCGUGGUACGAAUUAGAGUAUUCUGUCUGCCUCUUGGCCACUGCAGCUUGCAUCGAAGGACUGGUGCAGCCGCCAGAGCAUAUCGAGGUCGUAGUGCCCAUAGCACCUCCGGGUGCUGUCUUCAAAACUGGAUCUGCUGUGAAAUAUGUUUCAGACAACUACUGGAAGCUUCGAGUGCCGAAGCACUUGGCUGAGCUGCCUCGGAUGAAAGGGGUCAUCCAAGAUAUUAUGGCUCAACCUGCUUUAAAGCUUGACCUGUUGCCUUCUCAAACGCUGGCGAGCAAAAUCCUGGAACGUGCUCAUAUCGUGGUCCGUGGGCUCCCUGACAACUGCUGCUUCAAGAUAGGAUUGUGGGUAUUCUUGCUUCUGGAGAAGCCGCCGGCUUUUUGGAAGCUGCCCUUAUCGAUCGUUGGCAAUUGGAUGCUCGAGGAAGCCGAGCCCAAGCAGAAGAAGACCAAGCUAGAGAAGAAGACCGCUUUUUCUGCUGCCGAGAUCGACGAGCAGUCCGACGAGAAGGCCCCCGACGAGCAGUCCAAGGAGAAGGUCCCCGACAAGCAGUCCGACGAAAAGCCCCCCAAGAAGCAGUCCGACGAGAAGGUCCCCAAGAAGCAGUCCAAGGAGAAGGUCCCCAAGAAGCAGUCCGACGAGAAGGUCCCCAAGAAGCAGUCCACGCAGAAGGAAGCCCCCGACAAGUCCGACGAGAAGGUCACCGACAACAAGCAGUCCACGCAGAAGGCCGCCGGGAAGCAGUCCGACGACAAAGCCCCCAAGAAGCAGCCCGAGCAAGCCCCCGAGCUGAAAGAGUCCAAAUUUAACAAAGCCCAAAUAAAAAUCGCGAUGAAGCUCCACAAAGCCCUUGCAAAGAAGCUACCCAAGCUAGCUGAGGAGAAGCGAAAACCUGGCGAUAUCUGGUGGGACUACGAGAUGCAACGUGCCUGCCUCGAAAGCCAGACCGGCCCGGUGUUUUCUUCGAUUCCCUUUGUUCAGGAGGAUGAGGUUUUCGUGAAAUUCCCCGACGGUCUUGUGUGGUCGGUUCCGCACCUCGUGCCUGCAGACCUUCAGGCUGAUGGUGGUUUGCCGGCCGCCCCGAGCAUCCCGAGUACGCAAAAGCAGAAGCCCAAGCCGAAACCCAAACAGAAAGCCGACAAGCCCGUCGAGGACUAUGUGUUCCCGAUCAUCCGCUGCAAGUACUGCACCCAAGGGGCCAAGAGCCCCCUGAUCAAGAUCGAGGCACGCGAGGAUCGCCACGACACCUCCAGCAAGUGGCUGCAAAAACUCCAGGUGGUCAUCAAGGAUGACCUCAGUGUGAGGAAAGCCAUGCACAUCGCCAGAACCUUCGCCGAUUGUUAUGUGUACAUGAACUUGAACCCGGCAGAAAUUAAUUUCAGGGGCUGUCGCGACGAUCUCUUGGCUCACAACCACAAUUGGGAAAAGUCAGCUUUGGAUUGGCAAACCGUCAAUUCGCUACGCCUGAAGCACUUCCCCAAGUCGCCGAAAGAGUCGCCUAUCAAGUACCCGAAGCCCGUGCAGACCGAGAUCGUGGAGGACAAGCCGCCGCAAGGUGAUGAUGAUGACGAUAAUGAUGAUGAGGGGGGUGAAAUGGAGGAAGAAGAGAAGCAGGAGAAUGACCCUGCAGUAGAUCCUUCGGAGGCACAGGUGCCACCCAUGACCUCCGAAGCCAAAGCCCAGGCGAUCAAAAAUUACGCAUCGCAUGCGAAGCUCGAUCCGAAUCAUGUGACGAUCGAAAUGGUUCAGGCAACUUCGCAAGGAGCUUUGUACUGGGGGACUGUUCACAUGGACAUGUCCGCACGAGGAGCUGCAUCGCAGGCAAUGACCAGGGCACUCAAACAUAAGCCCGACGUGAAAGCCAUGUACUCCCUCAUGCUCGAUUCUUUCAAAGGCGAGUUCAGACGAGCCUGGAGUUGCUCCAAAGAUUUCCAAUUCGUGAAAACCACGAAGACUACGGACAACAUUUACCGAAAGAAGCGAGAGGAUGCUGGAACAUACAAGACAUACCUUCAAUUGGUACAGCUUUUGGGCGGCACGGACCAGCCCAUUGCAAAGGAGCAAGCCCAGAAUUACGAGUAUUGUGUCUUGUACAACACGUGGCUGAAAGCCGACACCUAUUUGUGGGUGGAGCAUCUCAUCAGCACGUCCAACAUCGAAGAGUGGAAAAGCUCUGUGAGUGUGGAAUGCACCGAGACGAUCCCCGAUUCCUGGAGCGAAAAGCUCGAAAUAUCCAAAGCUCUGCGAUGCUUCGCAGCCGAGCAUGGCAAACGGCUUGUGGACGUUUCCCUGCAAGAGGUGCAGGAGUCGGACCUCGGAGUGGCCGGUUGGGCGGCCAAAUUCGAGACGGUGCCCGCUGCACAACCGAAGGCGGGCGGUGACGGCAGUGCCGGCGGUAAGGCCAACGGUGGCCUUAAGAGGCCCACGCCGACGGUGGAGUCGGAUGGGGCUGGAGCGGUUGGAGAUGAGAACAAGCCUCCGCCGAAUGAGGGCACGGAGAAGAAGAAGCCACGCGGCGGGAAUGGGAACUUGGCUGGGAAGAAAGAGAAGGAGGUGAAAGAGCUGUUGGCCCAGGAGCAGUCAUCAGACAACGCCAUGAGCUCGAUCACGAUCGAGAUGAGCAAGGGCGAUUCCGCUUCGUGGGCUUGGGCGAGUGGCUUUGUGAAAAGCUACAAGGAUUGCCGGGUGCAGGUGCUGCAGCUCUACGCCGAUAAUCCGUUCUUUCAGUCCAUGAAAGUUGCCGUGCUUUCUGCAAAGGAGCUGCAGAGAGUGAAGAAGGAAUACAAGGAUCAAUAUUUGCCCAAGUUGUGCGACUUCGUGAGCACGAUGGGCCCGAAGAUCUCUGCUAUGGCAGAGGCUAGUGUACAGCUACAACAGAUGGCCCACGCCAAGAAGAAUGCCUCUGAGAGUCUUAAAUCUAGCCCUGCCCCCAAGGCAAAAAGCAAGAGUAAAAAAAACCUGGCCCGAUCGGCCUCCACAAGAAGCAUCGGCUCCGCCUGA